GUCAAGCAAGAAAAGCAACAAACCGAAGGGUUUCAGUUCUAAUGUUACUGAUUAAAAAAAGAUGACGGAGUUGCAUCAGGCAGCAGCUUCUGGAGAUUAUGAUCUAGUGGAAGAAAUUGUGGGGAAAAAAUCGUGUGACCCUAAUCAGAGAGACUUAGACUGGAACAAGAAGACCCCGUUGCAUUGGGCAGCAUCCAAAGGCCAAACAGAGAUGGUUCGGAUAUUAAUUGAAAAUGGAGCCAGGGCUUGUUUGAGGACGGAUAAUGGAUGGACAGCCGCACAUUUUGCAGCAGAGUCUGGAAAACUAGCAGUACUUCGACUCCUUCAUUCCCUACAUGCACCUGUAGACAAAGAGGAUUCCUCCGGCGAUAAACCUGUCAGGAUUGCUGAAAUCUAUGGCCAUGAAGAUUGUGUUCAUUUUCUUAAAAAGGCAGAGAUUGAGAGCAGAAACUACAGGCAAAUGGCAAAGAUAAAUGGGCUGCCCUUAGACGAUACUGAUGAAGAAUGGGAAAAGGAGAGAAAAGAAGCCAAAAAACAAGUCAUUAAAAAGUAGGUUUUAUCAGGACAUGGUAGCAAAAUACAAAUUAAUGGAUGCUUAUAGGCAACAUCUGCAAUUUUUGUUGCACGUCUAACUGAAAUGAAUAUAGUAAAGAUAGUAAAAUAUUAAACAAAGCUUGGUGGACGAACAGAAUUAAUAUUCAUGACUGUCAAUAAUUAAGAGUAAUACCAAGUAGGCUAUAUAUAGACAUACAAGCAUAAAUAUACAUACAUUAAUCUACAUAAAACUGAAUAAACCAUUUAAGAAAAAAAAUUACUCAUUCACCUAUUUCAUGCCAAAAUUCAUAUUCAUCUACAACUUUUACAAGUUCUGACUAUUAGAUAUCAAUAAGCAUAAAUAUACUUACAUUAAUAUAUGUCAAAUUUAAUAAACCAUUUUCAAAAAUAAAAAGAUUUCAUUCACUAAAUUGUACGCCUGAAUUAAUAUUAAUCUUUGACUUUCAACCGUUUUAAGUAUAAGCUAUAAAGGGCAUAAUUAUACUUACAUGAAUAUACACAAAACUGAAUAAACCAUUUUCA
Messenger RNA from Carassius auratus (goldfish), 1077 nucleotides. It is a transcript of the gene ankrd66, whose product is annotated as ankyrin repeat domain 66. The transcript is spliced from 3 exons. The record is from RefSeq and is a predicted model, not a curated record. NCBI's taxonomy places the organism in Eukaryota, Metazoa, Chordata, Actinopteri, Cypriniformes, Cyprinidae. Gene Ontology annotation, molecular function: protein binding. Bases 62 to 553 code for a protein of 163 amino acids.